This is a messenger RNA of Lycium ferocissimum, 2073 nucleotides long. RefSeq lists its product as uncharacterized. Lineage: Eukaryota; Viridiplantae; Streptophyta; Magnoliopsida; Solanales; Solanaceae. The record is from RefSeq and is a predicted model, not a curated record.
CCAUUGCAUUGGCCCAAAAUAUUAAUCAUCAAAAUUCGGCCCUUCUAUUUUGGCGCCAAGGCAGCUCUAACGGCCGUAAUUGCCUCCGUCAAUUUUGCCGCCGGAAAUGUAUUCAACCGCUCGCCGUACUAACCCAGUUGACUGUAGUCAACGUUAUUCGCCGUCACCGAUAUACAAAUCGUCUUUUCAACUAAUUCAGUCACGCAAAAUUGUUUCCAUUUCUUUCUACGCUAAAAAUCAUCACUUUCCCAAUAGAUUCCGGCGAAUCCGUACCAUAUCCGGCGGACACGUGUCUUCUCAUUCACCGGAAUCUUCAAGUGUCGAUAACAAUGCAUUUAAUUGCGAUUCAACUCAUAAUGACUUUGUAUUGCCACCUGGUAAGUUGCUGUUCAGAAAUGUGACAUGGAUUGGUGUUGCCACUAUUACUAGCAAAGUUCUGGGAUUAGUGAGGGAAAUUGUAAUAGCUUCAGCUUUUGGGAUUGGUCCUGUAGUAACUGCCUUCAGGUAUGCUUCGGUGCUGCCUGGUUUUGCUGCAUCAGUUCUUGGCGGUGUUAAUGGUCCCAUUCACAUCACAAUGACAGCUACAUUAAGUAAGCUUCCAGAGGAUCGUCAGAAGAAGCUAUUUAAGCAUGCAAAUACCCUCAUGAUCCUGGUAGGAGGUUUGAUGGCUGCCCUAGUGUUCAUAUUUUCUGAGUCUGUAAUUCAUAUAUACGCAUCAGGUCUGUGGACCUCGACAGAAGGCCAAAUAACAAGCCGACUAGCUAUCCAACAGUUGAAAAUAAUGACUUCUUGCAUAGUUUUGGCUGGCCCUGUUGGGCUUGGAUUUGGUUAUUCUAGUGCAAAAGGGGAAAAUGUCUUUCCUGCGAUAAGCCCUACCUUGUCUAGCUUGCUCCUGAUUGCCAGUUGCAUCUUUUACUCCCUUAGCAGACCGGAUGCCUUUUGUUCUGGCGGUAUUCUUCUGUCUUGUGGAGCUUCACUUGGUGUAGUAGUUCAAUGGAUUAUCCAGGUGCUAUUGCUAUGGGGAACAAGGCAUGAAGUUAUUUCAGAAUCAUGGAUUGACGGAUUGAACAGCGAGGAUAUUUAUGACCUUUUCUCGAUCCUAGUACCAGCAAUAUUCAGUUCAGGCUUGGCACAAAUAGCAUCAUAUACUGACCUCUGUUUCGCAUCUCAUUUUCAUGGUGCUGCUGCAGGUCUUUCAUAUGCUUUUCUUUUGGACAUGGCACCUUUGGGUUUGCUUUCAAGCAUGGUUACUGGACUGAUAAGGACAGAGUCAUGGUCAACCCUGGUAAAGAAGAAAAACAGAGCUGUUCUGCUUUGCAUGGUGGUUCUCUUGCCGAUUCUUUCUGUCAUGAGUAGCUUAGCUGAUCCAAUCAUCCGUGUCUUGUUCGAGCGAUAUGCAUUUGAUUCUUCGGCAAGUGCUUUAGUUUCUUCUCUUUUCCUUUUCUAUUCUCUUGGCUCACCAUUCUUGAUUGUCAGAGGAUUGCUAGUUGCAGUGUUUUAUGCCUUUGGAGAUGGACUGAGACCUUUCCUGGUUAGUAUUGGAGCUAUUGCUCUAAAUGCUAUCUUGGAUUGGUUCUUUGUUCAUAGAUUACAUAUUGGAGUGCAAGGAUUGGCACUUUCAACAUCACUCACAGCUGCCUUGAUUCUCAUUACUCUGAUCCAUCUUCUUCGAAGGAAGGUUGGAGGACUUCUCCUUCUUCGUGAAUUGAUAAGUCCUGGUUUGCUUCUAUGCUUCCGUUGUGUCAUCUCAAGCUUUGUUACCUCCUUCAGUUAUGAAAUGGUUUCCGAAAUUUUCCUUUCUGAAUAUAUUACAAGGUUACCUAGGAUCCAAGAACUCUUCUGUAUAGUAUCAGCCGCUGUUCUUGGAAUUAUUGGCUUCUUUGCUUCUCUUCUGUUAUUAUAUAUUUCUGGAUAUAAACUGGAGCAGAAUAACUUGAAUAUUGACGAAAAAUAAGAUUAAAGCACAGUUCCUUAGUAUUUGGUCCUAAACUACUUGUGCAUGCCAGUUAUUGCCAAGUGUUUUUGUUCAAUGAAGAUUGAAGAACUCAAAUAAUUCAGAGUAAAGUUUUGGAU